This is a messenger RNA of Carassius auratus (goldfish), 4430 nucleotides long. RefSeq names its product zinc finger protein 711 (gene znf711). Gene Ontology annotation, cellular component: nucleus. Gene Ontology annotation, molecular function: DNA-binding transcription activator activity, RNA polymerase II-specific; RNA polymerase II cis-regulatory region sequence-specific DNA binding; metal ion binding. The record is from RefSeq and is a predicted model, not a curated record. The transcript is spliced from 9 exons. NCBI's taxonomy places the organism in Eukaryota, Metazoa, Chordata, Actinopteri, Cypriniformes, Cyprinidae. The coding region runs from base 275 to 2458 and encodes 727 amino acids. Gene Ontology annotation, biological process: regulation of transcription by RNA polymerase II; regulation of hemopoiesis.
GCGUGAUUGGCUCAGGCCUGGAAAACAGCGUUUGGGAUCCUCAAUGUACAGGCCGCAGUAGUGCUACCGUUGGAAAAUUAACGAUAAUAAAUCACGACAGAUUCGCCGGGAUUCGAAACUCUUCAACGCUCCGAAGGCAGUCACGGAGCAGACACUUUCCUCCCAGAUGUCAGAUUCACAGACGUGUUUAAUGUUCGUGAAGGUUUUGCAUGAAGGGAGCCGCUGUCAGAUGUGAAGCUCAGCGCAGUGUAGUGUUGUGGAGCGCCCUCAGAUCAUGGAUCAAGGUGGAGGGAUCCUGGAGCUUCACAAGGAUCUAAACAUGCCCCAUACCAUGAUAAUGCCAGAUUUUGGGAUGGGAGGCCUGGCCCACAUCGACGGCGAGCACAUUGUGGUGUCAGUGCCGGAGGCCGUGAUGGUGACGGACGAGGGCAUCAUGCUGGAGGCUGAGGUGGUGGAGGGUCCUGACAUCAUGUCCGAAUCCAUCCUGGGGGCCGAGGUGGCCAUCCAAGAGGCUGACCUGAUGGAGGAGACGGUGCCCGAUCAGGUGUUUGUGGCUGAGCUCAUGUCUCCUGACGAUCAGAGCCCGCUGGACCACGAGCUGGUGACCGCAGAGGUCAUGGUGACGGACACAGAGACGGUCAUUAAAGCAGUGGAUGAAGAGGAGGAGGAGGAGGAUGUGAAGAGCACUUCGGAGGACUACCUCAUGAUCUCCUUGGAUGAGGUCGGGGAAAAGCUAGACAUUGGAGACGCACCUUUAAAGAUCACUGCAGACGUGGGCCACGAUGACGAGGGCUCGAAAGAGGAUGAGUUCAGCUCCGAGGUCAUUAAAGUUUACAUCUUUAAGGCUGAUGGAGAUGAAGAUGUGGAAAUAGGCAGCACCGAGGUGGUGGAGGAGAGUGAUUUCCCCAACGGACACGCAGCGCUGGAGCCGGCCGCUUCAGGAAGACCGACCAGAGAGAAGAUGCUCUACAUGGCUGUGAAGGACACCAGCCAAGGAGACGAGGACAUCAACUGCUCAGAGAUGACUGACCAGGUGUAUAUGGAGGUCAUCGUUGGGGAGGAAGAAGCUCCUGCUAUCACUGAAGCACAGCUGGAGGACGCACCGCUCAACAAGACCUUCGUUCCCGCUGCCUGGGCCACUGCUUAUGGAAGCAGUCUUGAAAGUAAGAAUGGUGCAGCCACCCCCUACCUGCAGAUCUCUGACAGCAUCAGCACAAGCAGAGCACUUAAACAAAAGAUCAGGAAGAAGAGGAGAGGAGAGACACGCCAGUGCCAGACAGCUGUGAUCAUUGGUCCAGACGGCCAGCCCCUGACCGUCUACCCCUGUCACAUCUGCGGCAAGAAGUUCAAAUCACGCGGCUUCCUGAAGCGCCACAUGAAGAAUCACCCGGACCACAUUUUCAAGAAGAAGUACCAGUGCACCGACUGCGACUUCACCACCAACAAGAAGGUGAGUUUCCACAACCACCUGGACAGCCACAAGCUGAUCAUCAAGAGCGAGAAGAUCCCGGAGUACACCGAGUACACGCGGCGCUACCACGAGGCCAGCCCGCUCAGCUCCAACAAGCUCAUCCUGCGAGACAAGGAGCCCAAGCUGCACAAGUGCAAGUACUGCGAGUACGAGACGGCGGAGCAGGGGCUCCUCAACCGACACCUGCUGGCUGUGCACAGCAAGAACUUCGCUCACGUCUGCGUCGAGUGCGCCAAGGGCUUCCGGCACCCGUCGGAGCUCAAGAAGCACAUGCGGACGCACACGGGCGAGAAGCCCUACCACUGUGAGCACUGCGACUUCCAGUGUGCAGACCAGUCCAAUCUAAAGACUCACAUAAAGAGCAAACACGGCACUGACCUGCCCUUCAAGUGCGGCCACUGCCCGCAGGCCUUCGCCGACGACCAGGAGCUCCAGAGGCACACGGACAUCUUCCAGGGCCAUAAGACUCACCAGUGUCCACACUGCGAACACAAGAGCACCAACUCCAGCGACCUGAAGCGGCACGUCAUCUCGGUGCACACCAAAGACUUCCCGCACAAGUGCGACGUCUGCGAGAAGGGCUUCCACAGGCCCUCCGAACUGAAGAAGCAUGCAGAAACGCACAAGGGGAAUAAAGUGCACCAGUGCAGGCACUGCGAGUUUAAAACGUCGGACCCGUUCGCGCUCAGCCGCCACAUUCUGUCCGUUCACACCAAGGACUUGCCGUUUAAGUGCAAGCGGUGCAAGCGCGGAUUCAGGCAUCAGAACGAACUGAAGAAGCACAUGAAGACGCACAGCGGGCGCAAGGUGUAUCAGUGCCAAUACUGCGAGUACAACACUACGGACGCUUCGGGAUUCAAACGGCACGUCAUAUCCAUCCACACUAAAGACUAUCCGCACCGGUGUGACUACUGCAAGAAGGGUUUCAGACGGCCGUCGGAAAAGAACCAACACAUACUGCGCCAUCACAAAGAAACCCUGCUCUAACGCUCUUUCUUUCUGCUCCAUGUGUCAUGUACAGCCCUCUUAUUUAAUGCAGUGUUUCUCAGCUUUCUUCAGUCCUCGGACCCACUGCUCUGCACGUUUGUCUCUCUCUUAUCUAACACACCUGAUUCAGACCAUCAGCUCGUUUAGGAGAGAGAUCCAUGAACUGAGUGUGUCUGAAAAGAGAAACAGCAGUGGGUCCUGAGGACUGAUUUAAUGUGCAGGCACAGAACAGUAUGGUCUUGGUCAAGAUGAUCAUGUCACACCUCUCUCCGUCUUUAAAGAAAACAGGGAUGCCUAUAUUUUUAUACUUUGCUUAAAUUCUGUUAGCAAGUCGUAUCCUCUAUAUUAAAGGAAUAGUUCACCCAAAAAUGAAAAUGUACUCGCCCUUGUGUAGACGUUUCACAGAACGUUCUUUCAUUAACGAAUAGCAUCUACUGACAGCUGUCCGUCAGGCUUCAAAAAGGAUGAAAAAGCACCAUAAAUGUAGACUUUGUGCACUUUUUGUGUUCAUUUUGGACUUUGAGAGCUGGUCGCUGUAAACUUUAAAAUGGAAAAAGCAUUGCAGUGAUUGUGUGCUCCAUGGAAGAAAAUGACAUGGGUUUUUAAUGACAUUAAUGGGUGAUAUAUUCCUGGUCUCAGCAUCAUCCUAGACCUUAUUCAGGAUAGACCGCAUAUUUUACUGCACCUUACCGUUUUAUACCCAUCAUGAUGUUACUUUGAGCAGUACUGUUGUGGUAUCUGAACCAGUGCAUUUUCGAUCCCAGAUCCCGGUGUCUCCGGCGUUCCUCAGCUUUGUGAAUACCAUUACCAAAUCCAGUGUUUGUGUAAAAUCAAACGUUCACAACACGGCGAACGUGCACGUACUGCCAAUCACUUCUGAGCUCUUGAGUCAUGCCUUACAUGUAUCUUUAUUUUAUUUCUUUUGCACUGAAUUGAGUAAGUAUGAAUCGAUUGUGAAUAUUUUCAACAAGUUUCGGUUACGCUAUAAUAGAUGUAUACAUUAACAAAUGCAAAUCACAUUAAGAGCACCUUUUGCUUUCAUAAUGUCACUUUGAGUUAUUUAUUUUUUAGCGGGUGGGCAAAGGUAGACACGACAUCCUAAAGCAGAAGCCAUCCUUCAGCAGUACUUGCGUGUAAAAGACCUCAGCGACUCAUGCCUUGAUAUCUAGCUCUUGUUGAUCUGUGUGGCUCUCAUAUAGGGUGGAUUUGGAGGGACUUCCCAAUCUGUAAUGCUCACACCAACGUCAUCAUGUGUAAAAACCUUCGUUAUAAGCUCCGUCUCCGAACAGAAAGUAUUUUAAGUGAUUUCCAAUUGAACCGCUUUAACAAUAUUUCAGAUUCCUAGAAACUGCGAGACGCCUCUUCUAAUGGUUCAUCAUCUGGACAGAUGGAAAUCUCACUGAAGUUACAGCGUAAAUGGAUGUAGUAGAUUUGGCGUAAUUCGUAGUUGAAUUGGUUGAAUGAAACGCAAGCCCGUGAUCUAGAUAUUGGUGUGUUUGUUCCAGUUGUGGUUGGAGACUAACAUUCUUCAUGCAAGAUAAAACUCAUGCAUUUCAGUUAUUUUCUGAAAGGACGACUACUGGUACGAAGGAAUCAAAAUAAGUAUUUCUUUCAAAAAGCUUUUUUUGUUUUCAGAAAUAGUUUCACACUCAGGUAUUUCCUUUAGCAAAUAGCACUUUUCAGAUGUAAGAAAUUAACACGGCCUAAAUAAAUCAUUCAAGGAAAAUCCUUUUAAUCCGCUUAUAAGUGUUGUAUUAUGCCAUUAAAGUGGGUAAUAACACGUACUGUAUUCUGUUACUGUGUCUCUAGUUCAGUGUCAGGGCACUCGUCAAGGGCUUUCUCAAUCACACAAUCAUUCUGGUACAUUAAGUCCCUAACAAUCCCACAAUCCACCACAUAAAGCAGGAUGCUGAUAAUGUUGAUAAACAAAGCACAAAUUGCAUGAGCUUACCCAAUAAAUAUCAUAACAUUC